This is a messenger RNA of Schizosaccharomyces osmophilus, 864 nucleotides long. RefSeq names its product checkpoint clamp complex protein Hus1 (gene hus1). Bases 1 to 864 code for a protein of 287 amino acids. Gene Ontology annotation, biological process: double-strand break repair via homologous recombination; mitotic intra-S DNA damage checkpoint signaling; nucleotide-excision repair. NCBI's taxonomy places the organism in Eukaryota, Fungi, Ascomycota, Schizosaccharomycetes, Schizosaccharomycetales, Schizosaccharomycetaceae. Gene Ontology annotation, cellular component: nucleolus; checkpoint clamp complex; site of double-strand break. The transcript is spliced from 5 exons. The record is from RefSeq and is a predicted model, not a curated record.
AUGAGAUUUAAAACAAGAAUCAGCAACUUAUACACUCUUACACGUUUGGUACAGGCGCUGGACAGAAUUGGAAAGUUUUGUUGGCUACGACUGAUGCCAGAAACUGUAAAUUUUAUAAUUAUACCUGAUUUUCGAAUGACACAGGUUUGGGCAGUUUUGGAAGUGGAAACUAUAUUCGAAGAAUAUGUUGUUCAAAGUAAUGCCGACAAUGUAAUCAACUUGGAGAUACCUGUCGAUAACUUAUAUAGAGCUCUGCGUUCAGCGGCAAAUGCUAGCGAUUCUACCAUCAGGCUUUCUAAGAAAAAUAAUCAGCCCUUGUUAUCUUUGUCUACGACUUGGAGCGGGCGUGCAUUUGGGUCAAACGUUGUGACACAUAAUAUCCCAAUCCGCGUUUUAUCGCAUUCAUAUGUGUCUGCAAUUAAAGAGCCUACAGCUCCUGAACCAGAUUGUCAUAUAUUUUUCCCGAGCUUAAACGUAAUUAGACAGGUGGCCGAUAAAUACAAAAACAUGUCGGAUCGAGUCAUUAUUUCAGCCAACAUGUCUGGGGAACUACAGCUUUCAGUAUCGACACCUGCAGCAAAAGUGACCACUAGAUGGAAAGAUCUUGAAAAUCCAGAGCUGGAUCCUUCGCAAGUAGACGAUGUCAAUCGGCAUCCUUCUCAAACUCGAAAUCCUAAAGAAUUUGUGCACAUGCGACUCGAUGCGAAAGAUUUAGUGAAUAUGCUUCGGAUUUCUAGUGUAGCUAGAAGAGUUAUAGCAUGCUUCUGCGAAGGGCAUGCGCUUGUAUUAUAUGUGUACAUUACAGAUCCUGAAGAUGAGCACACUGCUGUGCUUACCUACUAUAUCAGUACUUAUGUUGACUAA